Messenger RNA from Balaenoptera musculus (blue whale), 1710 nucleotides. It is a transcript of the gene HEPACAM, whose product is annotated as hepatic and glial cell adhesion molecule. Bases 211 to 1638 code for a protein of 475 amino acids. NCBI's taxonomy places the organism in Eukaryota, Metazoa, Chordata, Mammalia, Artiodactyla, Balaenopteridae. The record is from RefSeq and is a predicted model, not a curated record. The transcript is spliced from 7 exons.
AACCCGGGAUGUAGGGCUUUGAAACUAGAAAAUGCCAGGUCUGAAAGAGAGGAAAGAACAAGUCCAGCAACACACAGAGCUCUGUGUAUUCAGAGGGAACUUGGCAGGGUUGUGUUCGGGCAGAGAAACUCCGAGUGGUACAAAGGGACGUGCCCAGAGUGGAGAAAUCAUGCUAAUUGUGUGCACCAGAGCUGGAGAACGCCACCCAAAAUGAAGAGAGAAAGGGAAGCCCUGUCCAGAGCCUUCAGUGCCCUGCGCCUCACUCCUUUUCUCUACCUGCUUCUGAUCCAGACAGAGCCCCUGGAGGGGGUGAACAUCACCAGCCCGGUGCGCCUGAUCCAUGGCACAGUGGGGAAGGCGGCCCUGCUUUCCGUGCAGUACAGCAGCACCAGCAGUGACAAACCCGUUGUCAAGUGGCAGCUGAAGCGGGACAAGCCAGUGACCGUGGUUCAGUCCAUCGGCACAGAGGUCAUUGGUACCCUGCGGCCCGACUAUCGAGACCGCAUCCGCCUCUUUGAAAACGGCUCCCUGCUUCUCAGCGACCUGCAGCUGGCCGACGAGGGCACCUAUGAGGUUGAGAUCUCUAUCACCGAUGACACCUUCACUGGGGAGAAGACCAUCAACCUCACUGUAGAUGUGCCCAUUUCGAGGCCCCAGGUGUUAGUGGCUUCGACCACGGUGCUGGAGCUCAGCGAGGCCUUUACCCUGAACUGCUCGCACGAGAAUGGCACCAAGCCCAGCUACACAUGGCUGAAGGACGGCAAGCCCCUCCUCAACGACUCGCGGAUGCUCCUGUCCCCCGACCAAAAGGUGCUCACCAUCACCCGCGUGCUCAUGGAGGACGACGACCUGUACAGCUGUGUGGUGGAGAACCCCAUCAGCCAGGGCCGCAGCCUGCCCGUCAAGAUCACCGUGUACAGAAGAAGCUCCCUCUACAUAAUCUUGUCCACAGGAGGCAUCUUCCUCCUUGUGACCCUGGUGACAGUCUGUGCCUGCUGGAAACCCUCCAAAAAGUCUGGGAAGAAGAGGAAGCUGGAGAAGCAAAACUCCCUGGAAUAUAUGGAUCAGAAUGAUGACCGCCUGAAAGCAGAAGGUGAGCUCCCAGCCACGCACUCACCCGUCCCAUCUUCACUCAGAUCAGUGAGCUGCUGGGAAAAGGCCGAAAUGGGUGACAAGGAAGCCAGCUCUGCAGGGCCCCUUCCUCCAUCAACUGCACGAAGACUGCAGAGCAGGGAGAGGAGCGGCCAAGGUAGGACCUCAGCAGACACCCUCCCGCGAAGUGGAGAGCAGGAGCGGAAGAACCCCAUGGCACUCUAUAUCCUGAAGGACAAGGACUCCCCGGAGCCCGAGGAGAACCCCGCCCCGGAGCCUCGGAGCGCGACGGAGCCCGGCCCGCCCGGCUACUCCGUGUCGCCGGCCGUGCCGGGCCGCUCGCCGGGGCUGCCCGGCCGCUCUGCCCGCCGCUACCCGCGCUCUCCAGCGCGCUCCCCCGCCACGGGCCGGACGCACACGUCGCCGCCCCGGGCCCCGAGCUCGCCCGGCCGCUCGUGCAGCGCCUCGCGCACACUGCGGACUGCGGGCGGCGUGCACCUGAUCCGCGAGCAAGACGAGGCCGGCCCGGUGGAGAUCAGCGCCUGAGCCUCCUCGGGAGCCCCCGGGAGGCGCCCGCGCACUGCUGCCCGCGGCCCGGGGGAGGGCAGGGCAGCGGGG